GUGGGGGCUCCGGUCCGGGCUUUGGCUGCGGCCCCGGUGUAGUAGCGGGGGCGGCGGCCGGGGGUAGCGCGGCUCCUUCCCUUGUUGUGUGUGUCGGUGCCUCCUCGCCAUCUUGUUGCAAAGCCUUUUCUUGUCGGCGGGACUCCCGGGGGCCGCGGGGCGGGAGGCAAUAGAAGGAAGGAAGAGAGGGAGGGGAAGGAAGAAGGCAGUGCCGCCUUUUUUUUCCUUUGCAUCAAAUUAUUUUAAAUUUGCAAAUUAUAUUUUGCAAACAUUUUGGGAGACAUUGAUUUUCCUGCCUGGGCUCCCCCGUUCUUGCCUGCCGAGUGCGCUGCGCCGCCCAGCCCUGUCGCCCCCCGGAGGUGAUCCCUCCCUCCUGCCUGCCCGCCAGCCUGUCCUGUGCCUGGCUCGCGGGCCGCAGUCUUGGCCCCGGCGCGCCCCCGGCAGCUCUCAGCGCGAUGAGCAUAGAGACGCUACUGGAGGCGGCCCGCUUCCUGGAAUGGCAAGCGCAGCAACAACAGAGAGCACGUGAGGAGCAGGAGCGUCUUCGCUUGGAGCGGGAACAGGAGCAGAAGAAGGCCAGCAGCCUGGCCAGGCUGGCCCAUGCCCUGCCUGUGGAGGAACCCCGCAUCGAGGCACCACCCCUGCCUCUGUCGCCACCAGCACCCCCACCAGCACCCCCACCAGCACUUGCCACCCCCACCCCACUGACUGUCAUUCCUAUUCCAGUAGUGACCAAUUCCCCUCAGCCCCUGCCCCCACCCCCACCACUGCCCCCUGCAGCCCAGCCUCUGCCCCUGGCACCUCGCCAACCCACCCUGGUUAACACCCCUGGACUCAGCAUUAAGGAUUCUGCUCCCCUGCCCACCAGGCCACAGAUGCCCACCCCUGCACCUCUACUGCCAGACUCCAAGCCCACUGGCAGCCCCAAGCCUUUGCAGCCCCUCCCUACACCCAUCCUGACCAUAGCACCACACCCUGGAGUCCAGCCCCAGCUGGCCCCCCAGCAGCCACCCCCACCCACUCUUGGGACCCUGAAGUUGGCACCAACUGAAGAAGUCAAAUCCAGCGAACAGAAGAAGAGGCCUGGGGGGAUCGGAACCAGAGAAGUCCACAACAAAUUGGAGAAGAACAGGAGGGCCCAUCUGAAGGAAUGCUUUGAGACCCUGAAGCGCAAUAUUCCCAACGUGGACGACAAGAAGACCUCGAAUCUGAGCGUGCUGCGGACGGCACUGCGGUACAUCCAGUCCCUGAAGAGGAAGGAGAAGGAAUAUGAGCAUGAGAUGGAGCGGCUGGCGCGGGAGAAGAUUGCCACGCAGCAGCGGUUAGCAGAGCUCAAACAUGAGCUGAGCCAGUGGAUGGAUGUGCUAGAGAUUGACCGUGUGCUCCGACAGACAGGCCAGCCCGAGGACGACCAGGCUUCCACCUCUACUGCCUCUGAGGGCGAGGACAACAUAGACGAGGAUAUGGAGGAGGACCAGGCCGGCCUGGGCCUUCCCAAGCUGAGCCACCGCCCCCACCCGGAGCUGCCGAAGCCACCGCCCAGCACCGCCCCUGCGCCUCUGCCUCCCCACCCACACUCCCACUCCCAGCCUGUGGCCCUGUCUCCUGCCCAUCUGCCUGGGCAGCAGCCGCCGCCACAGCAGAAGACACCUCUGCCGGCUCCUCCUCCCCCACCAGCUGCCCCUGCCCAGACGCUGGUGCCAGCUCCAGCCCAUUUGGUGGCUGCAUCUGGGGGAGGCUCCACAGUCAUCGCCCACACAGCCACCACCCACGCCUCAGUCAUCCAGACUGUGAACCACGUUCUCCAGGGGCCAGGCGGCAAGCACAUCGCCCACAUUGCCCCCUCAGCCCCCAGCCCUGCUGUGCAGCUGGCACCUGCCACACCCCCUAUUGGCCACAUCACAGUGCACCCUGCCACCCUUAACCACGUGGCCCACCUUGGCUCCCAGCUUCCCCUAUACCCACAGCCUGUGGCAGUGAGCCAGCCCGUGGCGGUGAGCCACAUUGCCCACACCCUCUCGCACCAGCAAGUGAAUGGCACAGCUGGGCUGGGGCCCCCCACCACCGUCAUGGCAAAGCCAGCCGUGGGGGCUCAGGUGGUGCACCACCCCCAGCUGGUAGGCCAGACAGUGCUCAACCCUGUGACCAUGGUCACCAUGCCCUCCUUCCCGGUCAGCACACUCAAGCUGGCUUGAGGAUGAGGCCACUCAGAGGCCCCCAGUGGGGGCAAGGAGGGGGACCUGUCCCCAUAUCUCCCACCAGCUCCACACAUUCCAGUCCGGCCCAGGCCCAACCCACCCACACCCACCCCCAGGCCUCCUAGGGGAAGGGGGUGCAGAGACUCUGAGCCAGGGGAGGGAGGGGCCACCCCAGGGAGCUGGGCACAGGGCAGGGGUUAGCCCACUGCACUGGGACUUGAUAAAGUGAUGAGAGACGCCCUGGUGGACGUGCUGCCGAUUCAGCCUGGUGCUGUUCCUGCCUCCCCAUCCUGUCCCCUGAAGCAGUUUGAUGUGGAUGUCGUGUUCUCUGCCUUCUCCCUCCCCUGCUGCCUUCCUGUGCUGCUGCUGCUGCUAUUGCUCUGUCUGGUGAUGUGGCUGAGGACCUGGGCCCUCCCUCCUGAGCCUCAGCCUCUCUUCCCAGGCCUAUGGAGGGGAAAGGAGGAGCUGAACUGAAGCAACUGGGCUCAGAAAGUUGGGGAGCACUGUGGGCCCUAUUCUGAGUACAGGUGAGAAGUCCUAGGAAGUGGCUGGUCUGGAGUCCUACGCAGACAGGUGGGUGCCCCAGCCUGGGGCUUGCCAACCCAGUUGCAGUCACUGUGAUUCUUUACAGCAGAAACUAGUUAGGAUUUCCUACCAACAGUAAACCAAACCCAAGCUGUGGCCAAGCUUCUGAGCCUUUCACCCCUUACCACUGGGCUCCUGACCUCAAGAGGGCAGGCUGAGGGUGGGGUGGGUGGGAAAGGAGGGGCUUCGCUGCCCCCACCAUCCCCAGCCUGGGUCUGGACUGAGAGCUGCUCUGGACCCCUGUUCCCAUCCCUAGGCGUGGCUUUUGGCUUCCAGAAGGCUGUCACUCCCCCGAUUCCCUGGCCUCUGCUUAAUGCUCUGCACUCCCCUGAGGGAUGGGUGCCUAGGGUGCCACCUGGGAGACAUGACCAGCAUCUGGUCUGGGUUCCAGGAGCCUGAAGCCACAUUGUUGAGGCAAUUAGGAAGUGAAAUGGCAGGGGUUCCUCUAGGCUCCCAACCCUUUCCCAAAUAGGCCCUGGGGACCUGCAGAGGGAGCAGAGCCCAGUGCAGGGCUGCUGCUUCUGCCCCAACAGCUCUGUCUCUAGUAUCAUCUCUGCCCUGAACGUUGCCCUUCUCCAGUGGGCGUCACUGCGUGUGCCCUCCCUGGUGGGGGCUUCUGUGUGCCACUGCCUUCCUCUGAGGAAAGGUCCUUAGUUGGGCCAAGGGCAGGGCUGAGCUUGGGGUGGAGAGGAGGGGAGCUGGUGUGUAGGGGAUGCUGUUUUCCCUGCCUCCACCUUGGCAGACUUUGACUUCUCUUUUUUUUAAAAAAAAAUAUAUUUUUAUUGAUUUUGGAGAGGGAGGGAAAGACAGAAACAUCAAUGAUGAGAGAGAAUCAUUGAUCAGCUGCCUCCUGCACACCCCAACUGGGGAUUGAGCCCCAACACAGGCAUGUGCCCUGACUGGGAAUCGAACCGUGACCUGAUCCAUAGGUCGAUGCUCAACCACUGAGCCACUCUGGCUGGGUGGGUUCUCUUUUUAUGUAGGUAUUUAUUACAAGUGGCCUUGUGUCAGACACACCGUUAUACACACGUGCACACUUGGCUCCCCACCUGGACACACCAAUGGCCUUUCAGUGUGGAGAGAGGACGAGAGUGUCCCUAGGUGUGAAGUUUGCACUGACAGGCUGGGGGUGGGGUAAGUGUUGGGGCCCAGGAUCUUCUGGAGUGGCCCCAGCAGAGGUCUUGGAUAGAUUUAUAUGCCUAAGAACUCCUUUUCAGUUCCUCCCUGGUCCUGGAGACCUCCCAGAGGACUUUCUCCUGUCUCUCUCCUGGGGGAGGCCUUUCAGAUGCCUUAGAGGCCUCCAGGAGAGAGUCCCAUACUGCCCCCAGCCCCACGCAGCGCUCCCACCUCACAAGCUUGCUGCCUUCCUGCACUUGCAGCCGCCAGCACCACCCCGGUUCUCUGUGGAGCCAGUUCCACUCCCGAUGUGAUUACAAUGGAAAGAACAGGGAGAAGGGCAGGCCUGGUGCCCAGGGAAUGGUCAAACUGGUGAACUGCCUCUCCUCAGCUCCGUUCACCUCCCUACAUCCUGAGGCUGGUCCAGAGUUAAAACUUUUGUCAGCCAGUCGCCCCUCGGGCCUGCACAGAUACCUCAUCCGCCUGCUGCCCGUGCCCCUCUCCGUCCCCAGCAGUGGGGGCUCUGAAUCUAGUGCCGAAUGACUAUGUCCAGACUGGUGACGAUGGGUGUUGCUGUUCUUGUUGUUUGUGAAUGCUGUGACUCUGUGUGCCCGAGAGGGCAGCCGCCCAGCCCUUUGGGCAUCUCCCUUCUGAGAGCUAUCAGGACCACAUCUGUCCUCACCCUGUGGGACCGCCUGCCCCUGCCCUCCCCUCCCUAGCCCUUCCAGCCUGGGGGACAUGCGCACACACACAUCUUACCUCUCAUGCGUGUUUUACUUUUUGAUGUUCAGAGUGGCUCACUGGCUGGGAAUCUUUACCUCGGGGAGAGGGGGAGGUUGGUUCCUUGGGGGGGGCCAAAGAAGGGCAGGGAAUGCCUGGAGGGAAACGGGGGCGGGGGUCACCAGAACCCCUGCUCUCUCCAGGAACAGCUGCUGCUCCCCCAUCCCAGGGUCCCACCCCCAUCCCCCAAAGAGGUGGCCCUUGUUUACAGUGAGGACUCGGUCACUGUGUCUCCGUUUCCUGAAAUAUAAAUCGUAGUGACCCCAGACUGUAGAGAUUUUUAUGUGUUUGGAUACAUCUGCUGUGUGGGAAAAAAAACUACAAAAAACCCUACUUUUGUACAUAUUGUAUUUUUACUAUUGAACUGUAUUCUAGUGGCUGUUCAUGCUCCAAGACUUUAGGUAUUGAGACAUGAAUACUAUCCAUGUAAUAAGCACUUGCCUGGAAUAAAAUAUAAAAUUGAAAUAAACCUGCACUGAAACCUGA
Molecule: messenger RNA, 5165 nt
Organism: Eptesicus fuscus (big brown bat)
Lineage: Eukaryota; Metazoa; Chordata; Mammalia; Chiroptera; Vespertilionidae
Gene: MNT
Product: MAX network transcriptional repressor
Exons: 6
Coding region: 456-2195 (579 amino acids)
Biological process (GO): regulation of transcription by RNA polymerase II
Molecular function (GO): DNA-binding transcription factor activity, RNA polymerase II-specific; RNA polymerase II cis-regulatory region sequence-specific DNA binding; protein dimerization activity
Source: RefSeq, a predicted model, not a curated record